Molecule: messenger RNA, 790 nt
Organism: Cloeon dipterum
Lineage: Eukaryota; Metazoa; Arthropoda; Insecta; Ephemeroptera; Baetidae
Product: doublesex- and mab-3-related transcription factor 1-like
Exons: 4
Coding region: 5-736 (243 amino acids)
Biological process (GO): sex differentiation; regulation of transcription by RNA polymerase II
Cellular component (GO): nucleus
Molecular function (GO): RNA polymerase II cis-regulatory region sequence-specific DNA binding; DNA-binding transcription factor activity, RNA polymerase II-specific
Source: RefSeq, a predicted model, not a curated record
UAACAUGGCAAACCGAACGCAGCAGGCGAAGGCGACGUGCAGCGCCAGCAGCAGCAGCACCCUGUCGAGGGCGAGCGGCAGCAUCUCUCGUUCCUCGAGCAGCAGCAACAGCUCACAGUCAGGGUCUUCUCCCAAACCCGUUUCAAAGAGAAUGUGCGCCCAGUGCCAGAACCACGGGCUCAAGGAGCCUGUCCGCGGACACAAGCGACACUGCAAAUACAGGCUGUGCAACUGCAAGAACUGUCUUUUGGUAAAGGAGCGGCAACGCAUCGUGGCGCUGCACCUUUACGUGCGCCGAGCUCAGCAGCAGGAAGAGGACGCAGCCGAGGCCGCCGCUGCAGCCCUAAAAGAGGCCAUCCCCUCGAUGCAGGUGAGUGGAUCACCCCUUCUGUCCAACCCCGACUUCUACAGAGCCAUGAUAAUACCCGACUGCCAACACUCGAACAGCGUCGCGGCUGCAGCAGUCACUUCUGGCUUUCUCACGGCCGACGCUGAAAAACAGAGAAACAAUCUGAUGUUCGAGGACCUUUUGAAAUUGAGGGACCGCUACCAGAUUCCUGACGCUGCAAUGGCACUGCUGUUGUGCGUGUUGAAGAUUUCUGGGUCUGUCGAGGAUGCGUCAAAAAUAAUUCAAGAAGGUCUCGAUGAAUUAGUCAAGUUACCUGACUUCAAAGAGGGUGGCAUCUCUUGGAAACCUACAUUCCCCGGCAAUGUUUACUCUCCUUUUUUCAUGUGAAAUUAUAAACUACAAUCAUAGAUGAGAACGAUAUAUAUGAAAUAUUUUACUUUG